CCUCCUCUGGUCCAAGCCAUCUUCAACCGCGAUGUAGAGGAGGUGCGGUUGCUGCUGAAUCAGAAGGAGAACAUUAACGUACUGGACCAAGAAAGACGAACGCCGCUGCAUGCUGCUGCCUACAUAGGAGAUGUUGCAAUCCUCGAGCUCCUAAUACUGUCAGGUGCUAAUGUUAACGCGAAGGACACAGUUUGGCUCACCCCGUUACACCGCGCCGCGGCGUCUCGCAAUGAGAAAGCACUUCACCUCCUCCUGAAGCACUCGGCAGAUGUCAAUAUGGUGAACCUGCUGUUGAACAAAGGGGCCAGCCUGAGCACUUGCGACAAGAAGGACCGCCAGCCCAUCCACUGGGCAGCUUUCCUAGGGCAUUUGGAAGUUCUGAAGCUGCUGGUGGCCCGGGGAGCUGACGUGAUGUGUAAGGACAAGAAGGGCUACACCCUGCUGCACACUGCGGCGGCCAGUGGCCAGAUCGAAGUUGUGCGUCACCUGCUGAGGCUGGGAGUCGAGAUUGAUGAACCAAAUUCCUUCGGUAACACUGCACUUCACAUUGCCUGUUACAUGGGCCAAGAUGCCGUGGCCAACGAGCUGGUCAACUAUGGCGCCAAUGUCAAUCAGCCUAACGAGAAGGGCUUCACCCCUCUGCACUUUGCUGCCGUCUCCACCAAUGGGGCACUGUGCCUGGAGCUCCUCGUGAACAACGGGGCCGACGUCAACUUUCAGAGUAAGGAAGGGAAGAGCCCUUUGCACAUGGCUGCCAUUCACGGACGGUUCACGCGUUCGCAGAUCCUCAUUCAGAACGGCAGUGAGAUUGACUGUGCUGACAAAUACGGCAAUACCCCCCUCCACGUUGCUGCUAGAUAUGGCCACGAGCUGCUAAUUAGUACUUUGAUGACGAAUGGUGCUGACACUGCAAGGCGUGGGAUCCACGACAUGUUCCCUCUGCACUUAGCUGUUCUCUUUGGAUUUUCAGACUGUUGUCGUAAGCUACUUUCCUCAGGUCAGUUGUACAGUAUCGUCUCCUCGCUGAGCAAUGAGCACGUGCUGUCUGCAGGCUUCGAUAUCAACACACCUGACAACCUCGGGAGGACUUGCCUCCACGCUGCUGCUUCUGGAGGGAACGUUGAAUGUCUUAAUUUGCUGUUGAGCAGCGGUGCUGACUUGAGGAGGAGAGAUAAGUUUGGAAGGACUCCACUGCACUACGCAGCUGCCAAUGGCAGCUAUCAGUGUACAGUGACGCUGGUCACGGGAGGAGCCAGUAUUAACGAGGCCGACUGUAAAGGCUGUACCCCCUUACACUAUGCUGCUGCUUCGGACACGUACAGGAGUUGUUUAGAGUUCUUGCUGGAUAAUGGUGCUGACCCAUCCCUCCGGGACAAGCAGGGAUACACCGCUGUCCACUAUGCAGCUGCGUACGGCAACAGGCAGAACCUCGAACUGCUCCUGGAGAUGUCUUUUAACUGCCUGGAGGACGUGGAAAGCACCAUUCCAGUCAGCCCUUUGCACUUAGCUGCCUAUAAUGGUCACUGUGAAGCCCUGAAGACACUUGCCGAAACCCUCGUGAACCUCGACGUGCGGGACCACAAGGGGCGGACGGCACUGUACCUCGCCACGGAGAGAGGCUCCAUGCAGUGUGUGGAGGUGCUCACCAGCCACGGCGCAUCCGCGCUGGUGAAGGAGAGGAAGAGGAAGUGGACCCCUCUCCACGCUGCAGCUGCCAACGGGAACACCGAUUCCCUGCACCUUCUGAUAGACAGCGGGGAGCGGGCAGACAUCACCGACGUCAUGGACAUCCACGGCCAAACCCCGUUGAUGCUGGCGAUCAUGAAUGGCCACGUUGACUGUGUCCACCUCCUCCUGGAGAAGGGAUCCACAGCCGAUGCAGCGGACAAGAGGGGAAGGACUGCCCUGCACCGAGGGGCUGUGACGGGCUGUGAGGACUGCCUGGCUGCGCUGCUGGACCACGAUGCCUUCGUUCUGUGUCGGGAUUUCAAAGGCCGGACCCCGAUCCACUUUGCCUCGGCGUGCGGGCACUUAGAAAUCCUGCGGACCCUGCUGCAGGCAGCCCUCUCUACUGACCCUCUGGACUCCGUGGUGGACUACAGCGGUUACUCACCGAUGCACUGGGCUUCGUACAGUGGGCAUGAAGAUUGUCUUGAAUUGUUACUUGAACACAAUCCGUUUGCGUACCUAGAAGGAAACCCCUUUACUCCAUUGCACUGUGCAGUAAUUAACAACCAGGACGGCACUGCUGAAAUGCUGGUGGAAGCAUUAGGUGCCAAGAUUGUUAAUAGCAGAGAUGCCAAAGGAAGGACACCCCUUCACGCUGCUGCCUUUGCAGACAACAUCCAUGGUUUACAGCUGCUUCUGCGCCACCAAGCCGAGGUGGACAUGACCGACAAGCUGGGGAGGACUCCCCUCAUGAUGGCUUCUGAGAACGGGCACACUGCAGCAGUUGAGUUCCUGCUGUACCAAGCAAAAGCAAAUAUAACUGUGCUGGAUGUCAACAAGAACACAGCUCUUCACCUGGCCUGCAGCAAGGGUCAUGAAAAGUGUGCCUUGUUGAUCCUGGGGGAAACCCAAGACCUUGGCCUUAUCAAUGCAAGUAACAGUGCUCUGCAAAUGCCGCUCCACAUCGCAGCUCGGAACGGGCUGGCCUCCGUCGUCCAGGCCCUGCUCAGCAGAGGUGCCACUGUGCUGGCUGUGGAUGAAGAAGGUGUGUGCUCCUCGCGCGUGCGGGGGGUUCCGUGCGAUGGCCCUGGGGACGGGCGCUGCCGGGGGAAGCGCUCAGCCGGCAUCGGGAGGAUUUCCGUGUCCUUGCCACAGCUGGGCAGCACGUUCUCAGCAUCCCAGGAACAGCCUGG
Messenger RNA from Opisthocomus hoazin, 2861 nucleotides. Lineage: Eukaryota; Metazoa; Chordata; Aves; Opisthocomiformes; Opisthocomidae. The record is from RefSeq and is a predicted model, not a curated record.